AUGGAAAAAGACGAUGAUGAGAUGAGGGGCGAAAUAGAGGAGCGACUGGUGAACGAGGAGUACAAGAUUUGGAAGAAGAACACCCCUUUUCUGUACGAUCUGGUUGUCACCCACGCGCUCGAGUGGCCGUCGCUUACCGUCGAGUGGCUGCCCGACCGUGAGGAGCCGCCAGGCAAGGAAUGCUCGGUCCAGAAGAUGAUUCUCGGGACCCACACGUCGGAGAACGAGCCCAAUUACCUGAUGCUCGCGCAGGUUCAGUUGCCCCUCGUGGACGCCGAGAGUGAUGCGCGCCAGUACGAUGACAACCGCUCUCAGUACGGUGGAUUUGGUUCCGCGAGUUCCACUUUUGGACAUAAUUGUGUAAGAGGUUUNCGUUACAUGCCUCAAAACCAGUUCAUAAUCGCCACAAAGACAGUCAGUUCUGAAGUUUACGUUUUCGAUUACAGCAAACACCCGUCUAAGCCUCCUCUGGACGGUGCAUGUAAUCCUGAUCUGAGACUAAGGGGUCACAAUUCUGAAGGGUAUGGUUUGUCUUGGAGUCACUUCAAGCAGGGUCAUUUGUUGAGUGGCUCUGAUGAUGCCCAAAUAUGCUUGUGGGACGUAAAUGCAACUCCAAAAAAUAAGUCUCUAGAUGCCAUGCACAUAUUUAAGAUUCAUGAAGGUGUUGUUGAGGAUGUAGCAUGGCAUCUAAGGCAUGAGUACUUGUUUGGUUCUGUUGGAGAUGAUCAGUAUCUGCAUGUGUGGGACCUUCGAACUCCAUCAGUCAGCAAGCCAAUGCAAUCUGUGGUUGCCCAUCAAAGUGAGGUGAACUGUUUGGCCUUCAAUCCAUUCAACGAGUGGGUGAUAGCAACAGGAUCUACUGACAAGACCGUAAAAUUAUUUGACAUGCGGAAGAUUUCUACUGCUCUUCACACCUUUGAGUGUCACAAGGAGGAGGUUUUCCAGGUCGGUUGGAGUCCAAAGAACGAGACCAUCUUAGCUUCGUGUUGUCUUGGUCGUAGGCUCAUGAUUUGGGACCUUAGCAGGAUUGAUGAAGAACAAACACAAGAGGAUGCUGAGGAUGGACCACCCGAGUUGUUAUUUAUUCACGGUGGUCAUACAAGCAAAGUUUCGGAUUUUUCAUGGAAUCCUUGUGAAGAUUGGGUUAUUGCCAGCGUGGCCGAGGAUAAUAUACUCCAAAUAUGGCAGAUGGCUGAGAAUAUCUACCAUGAUGAGGAUGAUCUACCUGGAAAAGAUAUAACAAACAAAGGUUCUUAGAUUUCGGGUUCUCAUAUGAGCCAAAAGAGUUUUUUAAGGUAGAUGAUCAAGGAUUUAGGUUGAUUUUGCUCUUGAAAACUAGUGUUCUUUUUU
Messenger RNA from Striga asiatica, 1350 nucleotides. Lineage: Eukaryota; Viridiplantae; Streptophyta; Magnoliopsida; Lamiales; Orobanchaceae. The record is from the annotation of a GenBank genome assembly.